AUGGAACUAUUAGUUUCAUGGGUUGUUAAUGUUCAUACAGUUAUGACCGGUGAGAGGGCUUGGUUUAGUGAACUUCCUAAUUGGUUGGAGUAUAGCGUAGCAAAAGAUGCAGCAUUUUGUUUAUGUUAUUAUCUUUUCAAACCCGAUAUUGGAGAUCAAGUUGGCGAUGAUUCUUUUGUUGGUGAGGGUUUCUCAAAUUGGAAGAAAAAAGAAAAAAUUCAGACUCAUGUUGGAGGUCCUAAUAGUGUUGAUAAUCAAGUUUCGAGACUUGCAUUUCGUGGGCAUGAUAAAUCUGAAAAUUCAAGUAACCAAGGAAAUUUUCUUGAGCUUCUGAAGUUUCUUACUGAUCAUAAUGAAGAUGUCAAAGUGGUUGCAUUGAGCAAUGCUCCACAAAAUCUCAAGUUGACAUCACUUGAUAUUCAAAAAGACAUUGUAAAUGUGGUCGCAUUUGAAACUAUCAAUGUGAUUAUUAGAGAUCUUGGUGAUGCACUUUUUUCUAUUUUGAUUGAUGAAGCCCGUGACAUAUCAAUCAAGGAGCAAAUGGCAGUUGUAAUACGAUAUGUUGACAAAAAAGGCCAAGUGAUUGAGCGCUUUUUUGGAUAUGAUGGGGCUAGUAAUAUGCAAGCACUUGUGGCCAUAGCAAAGAAUCAUAAUAAAAUUGCUUUACUUUUCACUUUGGUUUCUAAUGUGGUGAAUGUUGUUCGAGCAUCAUGUAAACACCGAGAUAUUGUUAGGGAGAAGCAAGCUGCAAAAGUUGCUGAGGCACUUAAUAUUGGAGAGCUAUCUAGUGGGCAAUGCUUAAAUCUCUUAAACAUGCAGAUGAUAAACGUUGGGGUUCAUACUAUGGAUGGUUCAAAUUCAGAACAACGAGCAGAAACAAAUGUAUUGUUAGACUUAAUUCAAUCAUUUGAGUUUGCAUUCAACCUUCAUUUGAUGAAAACGAUAUUGGCUAUUACAAGUGAGUUAUUGCAAGCACUUUAA
This is a messenger RNA of Camellia sinensis, 981 nucleotides long. NCBI's taxonomy places the organism in Eukaryota, Viridiplantae, Streptophyta, Magnoliopsida, Ericales, Theaceae. The record is from RefSeq and is a predicted model, not a curated record.